UGUUUGAUGCCAAUUGUCUUAUUAGGGACAUUGUACCGCGAUGGCCUGGUGCUGUCCAUGAUGCCAGAAUACUCAGGCAAAGCGGCUUACAUCAAAUCAUGGAGCAGAACAUUGUCCAUGACCAACACCAAUAUCUCCUGGGAGAUUCAGGUUAUCCGUGCAAGAGAUGGCUUCUGACUCCAUUCAUGAAUCCGGCUGAUGAGCACCAGCUGAUUUACAACAGGGCACACAAACGUACGAGAUCUGUGGUUGAGCGCUCCAUAGGGAUUUUGAAAAGGAGAUGGGCGAUUCUGCACAAUGAAAUUAGAUUGCAUCCAUUAAAGUCAUGCAAGGUGAUUUUGUCAUGUGCUGUAUUGCACAACAUAUGCAACAUGCGAAAUCUGCCAAUGGAUCCUUUGGACAUAGAUGCCUUACCAGAUCAUCCUGAAAAUUACCAUGGAAAUGAAGAUGGCCUUCGUUACAGGAAUGUAGUAGCAAAUACAUUUUUUUAGAUCAUAUGUGUCGUGAUCUGAGAAAACUAGGCAUAAUGCAUGUGCGUAAAGUGUCAUCCCAGAUUAGCCCAGAUAUUGCAGUCCACACAGAAUAAUCAGGGACUACACUUUACGCCUAAAUUGGAUUUUUGCUAAGAAGAGACUUCAUUUAAACGAAAAAUGUAAAAGCGAGAGUGUGGACUGCACAGGCUUAUCUGGGACGUCACUUGACCCACAUGCAUUAUGCCCAGUUUUCUCAGAACGCAACUCAUAUUCACAUUGAAUAAGUCAUGUUUUCAGACCUGUUAAUUCAAAUGACUUGCAUUUUUAAUUGAAACAACUAUUUAAGCUUUUAGAGCAUUUUAAACUUACUAAAGUUACUGUAUACAAUUUUUCCAAAAAUCACAAGAAAUACACAAUGAAGAUGAAUUUCAUGUAACUCUUUAAUAUAA
Dreissena polymorpha is the source of this 922-nucleotide messenger RNA. Its product is annotated as putative nuclease HARBI1. NCBI's taxonomy places the organism in Eukaryota, Metazoa, Mollusca, Bivalvia, Myida, Dreissenidae. The coding region runs from base 99 to 491 and encodes 130 amino acids. The transcript has 3 exons. The record is from RefSeq and is a predicted model, not a curated record.